Molecule: messenger RNA, 1517 nt
Organism: Exaiptasia diaphana
Lineage: Eukaryota; Metazoa; Cnidaria; Anthozoa; Actiniaria; Aiptasiidae
Exons: 7
Coding region: 145-1506 (453 amino acids)
Source: RefSeq, a predicted model, not a curated record
ACCCUKRCACAGCUUGUCUCAACAUUUGUUUUGCACGUCUUUGAGUCUGUUGAAGGAACCAUUCUGCCAGAGAAAUUGAAAACUACGCGGAUUUUUAAAAGUACUUUUUUUACGUCUACAAGGAUAAGGUCAAUUAUAAAGGCAAUGGAUAUCCUUGGUGGACGUUUGGUCAUUUUGGCCUCGCUACCAUUGACUAUAGUUUCCUCACAACUAAUGCCACUUGGAAACUUCUUAAAACAUCCGGGCGAGUUUCUAAAUGGACACUUGAUGAAGACCAUCACAGCUAAUCGAAUAGAUUGUUCGAUGGCAUGUGCAAAUCUGUUUGGAUGUCGUUCUGUUAAUAUUUAUAAAUAUAUCAAUGGAACAGAAAUGUGCGAAUUGAACGACUCGUCUAAGUCAGCCCAUCCUGGAUCAAUGGUCUCUAGGGCAGGAUACGACCAUUACGAACUCACGUCAAGAAACGGUUGCAGCACAGAAAUAUGUCUGGGAUCAAAGGAGUGGAAGACUUUUAACUCUUCUCAAUUCCGGCUGUUUGAAGACCGAGUGACCUGGAGUGAGGCCAGACACAAAUGUCGAGCACACAAUGGAGACCUGGUAUCGAUUCAUAGUCAACAAGAGCAGGACUUCAUAUCAAACAAACUUCUCAAUAAUGCGUCAAGAGGAAAUUCUACGAAUACCUUAUUAAUAAUGCUUUGGAAACUAGAUGGAAUCUCAGACGUUGCUUUAAGCCUCCACGGAGAUGCAGUAAUCAAGGAUGUCGAUGGAUACAAAGCCCUGUACCUUGAUGGAAACAGUCAGAACUAUGCAACCACAAAACAAAUGAAACUCAUACAGCGAGGUUUCACUAUCGGAGCCUGGGUCAAACUAUUAACACCUGCUUCUGAGGGCUUGCUCUACGGGGACUGGUCUGCACCUUUCCAAUUCGCCUUAAAGAUCGACAAGGAGGGAAAAGUCCACUUCAAAUUGAUGUUUGAUUCUACAAAUACCACAACGUUAACGGCCAAGAGAUCAGUCCAUUUCGAUGUUUGGAAUCAUAUCCUUGUUUCAUGGUCAUAUCGAGAUAGGAUCACGACCAUUUUCAUCGAUGGAAAGCAAGAGGCGACAAACGUUUUGAACAUGGAGCACGCAACUCUUAUGCCCACGAACCAUCAAUAUGAUAUAGGACUGGACAGAAAUGAAAGUAAAGUGCUUCACGCUUAUAUAAGAGAGCUGACUGUUUUCUCUUGGCCAGCCAUAACAACUGAGAGAGUACUGGUUCGAAUAGGUCGAUUUGAGAAACUUGAUGCUGUAUGGACAGGAUUGAACGAUCUCUCCCAAGAAAAGACAUUCAUCUUUAGUGACGGGUCCCCUUUGUCAUUCACGCACUGGAGCACUGGAUACCCAAAAAACGGAUUCAAGUCAUCAGACUGCGUUUUGUUCUCAUUGGAGACUGGUUUGAACCAUAAGUGGUUGGACGGUUCGUGUGGAUUCGAACUUCCUUAUAUUUGCAGAAGAAAAAUGAACUAGUUGACAAUUGC